Messenger RNA from Contarinia nasturtii (swede midge), 1847 nucleotides. RefSeq lists its product as uncharacterized. The record is from RefSeq and is a predicted model, not a curated record. NCBI's taxonomy places the organism in Eukaryota, Metazoa, Arthropoda, Insecta, Diptera, Cecidomyiidae. The transcript is spliced from 3 exons. The coding region runs from base 891 to 1769 and encodes 292 amino acids.
UGAUUUUUUUGGUUGAUGUCUUUCUAUUCUAGCAUCUAUUUGAUUGGAUAUUUGGAUCGAAGGAUUAUUUAUAGGAAAUUCAGUGACUGUACUUGAUGAAGAUAAUAGUGGCUCCAUUAAAGGAAAAACAGAUCCAAACCUAUACAUAAACAUUAUUUACAGAGACAGAAAUGCACAAUUAUCAAGCAGUCGUAAGAAGAUAUUAGCAAUUUACUAAUUUGCUGUAAUAAAAUCUAUAAAUUGUGAAAUUCAAAAGUUUUUCAAAUAUUCUGACCGACUUUGAAUGUAAAAAAUCAGUAAUAUUAAAUGUUUGACAGUUGUCGUUUUGCUACUUUUCACAAGAAAAAACAUAUAUAUACAAACGUACAAAGAGAGAUGCUAAACCGUGCGGACCAUGCGUCUGUGUAUUUACGUGUAUAUAUGUAUAUGUAUAUUACUAUUGCAUCUAUUAUGAUUCCUUAGCGCAUAGAAGUACUGUGACUUUUGUACAUAUUUGACAUUUCAUUCCGCCAAAAAUAAGCAACCGGCACAUAAUCGUUGCAUACACAUCGUUAAUACUUUUUGAAACCAAUCAAAAUUUUAGCUUCGAGAUAUUCAUUUCGUUUUUUUAUUUGGUAUUUUUUUGGUUUUGUGAUUUAAAACCGAAAUGAAUUGUGUAUUUUGCCAAGACCCAUUGUUUGGUGCAGAAAAUUCACAGUUAACGGCUGCAAAGUGUGGUCACGUUUUUCAUAGCAAUUGUCUUGAAAACGCAUUAAAGUACAAGUAAGUAGAUUUUUGGUGCAAAUGCAGUGAAAUUUAAAAAAAAACCUUGUUCAUAUUCAUUUCAAAUUUAAUCUGAAUUUCGUGUUUCUAGAACAUCAUUUUGUCCAUUGUGCAAACAAAGACUACUAAUGCGUCAUGCUGGUCCUUUGCAUCUUCAAGCAGAAGAUAUUGAACCAAAUGUCCCGAAUAUGGAAAAUGAACAAAAUGAAGACAUUCAGAACAUUGGAUCGAAUGACGACGAUAGUGCCAAUGAUCAAAACGUUAACGAAAUUGACAUGGAAUUGAAUGGUGCGAUGCAAGACGAUUCGUCUGCAAAUACAACUCAAGAAGUAGUAGGCGCUGAAAAUGUUGCGAUGCAAGACGAAGCGUCUGCAAAUUCAAGCGAAAAUCUUGGACAAAAACCUGCUAUUACAACGCAAGAAGUAGUAGGCGCUGAAAAUGAUGCGAUGAAAGACGAAGCGUCUGCAAAUUCAAGCGAAAAUCUUCGACAAAAACUUGCUAUUGUCAACAUUUCAAAUACUCCGACACCAAUGCAAGUCGUUGACCGUCGUAACACCAUUGCACAUGAACGUAAUGCACGUGUCAUUUAUACAGUACGUCCUGUGGUAUUGGCUAGUCCAUCUAACAAUCGAAACAAACUCCCAGCAAUUGCUCGUGAUGUGAUCAUGCCAAACAUUCCAAGUGUUUCAAAUUCGUCAACUAACAAUGACAACGGUUUAACUGAAAUUCCCCUUCAACAACAACGAAUGGCCAACGUCAGCAAUACUUUGAUUCCAAAACGUCGUCAAAGCCUAUACGAUCGAAAUGUACGUAUCGGUCGUCCAGAAAAUGCCACCCAGGUCGAAAGUUUAAUAAGACGUUCGCAAAGAAAUCGGAAACCGGUACAUCGUUAUAAUGUGGGCAUAACACUUUGCUGUGUAUGCAACAAAUCGUACCGUCACGACGACGUUGAACAUUAUGGUGGCCAAGUCGUAUGCUCCAUCGCUUGCUUCAAAAAAGGCAAUUAAUGCUGACAUACAGAAAGAUAUUUAUAUGAAAUAUAAACAGAUCUCGUUCCGAUUUUUUUUUAUCAAAUGCAAUCAAUU